Dioscorea cayenensis subsp. rotundata (Guinea yam) is the source of this 3236-nucleotide messenger RNA. RefSeq names its product probable leucine-rich repeat receptor-like protein kinase At5g49770. The record is from RefSeq and is a predicted model, not a curated record. Bases 207 to 3101 code for a protein of 964 amino acids. NCBI's taxonomy places the organism in Eukaryota, Viridiplantae, Streptophyta, Magnoliopsida, Dioscoreales, Dioscoreaceae. Gene Ontology annotation, biological process: protein phosphorylation. The transcript has 19 exons. Gene Ontology annotation, molecular function: protein binding; protein kinase activity; ATP binding.
AAUUGGUCAAUUUCAGUUGAUCAAAAAAGGUUGUUUAACUUCAAAGAAAAGGCUGUGCUUAUAGUAUCAAAUGAUACAUUCUUGGAUCCCUUCCCUAUUAAUCAUAAUGAUUUCCAUGCAUAAUAAUUGUUAGGCUGUCCUGUGCUAACAUCUUAACUCUAAACAUCUUCUAAUCCACUGCUAAUUGUCAUCGUAUCGGAGUAGCGAUGACGAGCAAAUGCCUUCUCUUGUUCUUCUUAUUCUUUGAAGCUCUCAGAGGUGGUUUUGCUGACACUGAUCAACAAGAUGUCAAUGCUCUUAGGUCCUUGAUGAGUCAAUGGAAGAACACACCACCAACUUGGGGGCAGUCAGAUGAUCCUUGUGGUGCACCAUGGGAAGGAGUUAUUUGCAGUGAUUCAAGAGUGGUUGCACUGAAACUAUCAACCAUGGGCAUCCAAGGUACAUUGAGUGGUGAUUUGAGCCAACUCUCAGAAUUACAGUCCCUGGAUUUGUCAUUUAACAGCGGUCUCGGUGGUAGUCUUACUCCGAAUAUCGGCAACCUGAAGAAUCUUUCUACAUUGAUACUGGCUGGAUGCAGCUUCACUGGUAGCCUGCCACAGGAAUUAGGCACUUUACCACAACUCUCAUUCUUAGCUCUGAACUCGAACAAGUUCACCGGCAUGAUACCCGCUUCUUUAGGCAGUCUUUCCAAUCUCUACUGGUUGGAUUUGGCUGACAAUCAGUUGACUGGGAAUCUCCCAAUCUCAAUAGGAACCUCUCCUGGUUUAGAUCUCCUUGUCAACACAAAGCACUUCCAUUUCAGCAAAAACCAAUUGUCAGGGAAUGUUCCAGCGAGCCUUUUCAGCUCAGAAAUGACACUGAUACACUUACUUCUUGAUGGCAAUCACUUCACUGGUAAAAUACCAUCAACUAUAGGAUUGGUUCAAUCCCUUGAAGCUCUCCGGCUCGAUAAGAAUGGUUUUAAUCAAAGAGUUCCGUCUAGCAUCAGCAAUCUCACAAGCCUCACAGAACUGAACUUGGCAAACAAUAAACUAAGUGGGGCUUUGCCUAAUCUCACUGGAAUGAACCACCUCAAUUAUGUAGAUUUAAGCAACAACACAUUCACUGCUUCAGAAGCUCCUGUCUGGUUCUCGACGAUACAAUCUCUCAUUGCUCUAGUGAUAUCAUCAGGAGGGCUCAGAGGAAAGGUGCCGAAAAACCUCUUCAGUUUUCCUCAACUCCAACAAGUGAUUCUUAACAACAAUGUAUUCAAUGGAACACUAGACAUGGGCAACAACAUCAGUCCUCAGUUACAGAUUGUGAAUUUCCAAAACAACGAGAUCAUAUCAUACACUGCAAAUUCCAGCUACAAUAGCACACUGAUACUUGUUGGGAACCCUGCAUGCAGCACACAGAUUGAGAAUACGAUAUAUUGCCGCCUUGAGCAGAAUCAAUUGUCAUCAUACUCCACAAGUCUUGCAAACUGUGGAUCAAAUUCAUGUCCACCAGAUCAAAGUCUUAAUCCUCAGAGCUGCAGCUGUGCUUAUCCAUACACUGGUGUUAUGGUAUUUAGAGCACCAAACUUCAGAGGUGUGACAAACAGCACAUUGUUCCAACAAUUAGAGACCAGCCUCUGGACCAAACUAGGCCUCUCUCCGGGUUCGGUCUACCUUGAAAACCCAUUCUUUAACAGUGAUGAGUAUCUUGAGGUGCAAGUGAAGCUCUUCCCAUCUCCAGGAAUGUACUUCAACCGAUUGGAAGUUCUAAGAAUAGGAUUUGAUCUCAGCAAUCAGACAUACAAACCUCCAAAUAUAUUUGGACCAUACUAUUUCAUUGCAUCUCCUUAUUCUUUUCAAGAUGUUAGCCAAAAACGGUCAACAAUGAGUAAAGCAGCAGUUGCUGGAAUAGUAUUCAGUUGCAUUGUGCUUAUCAUCGGCCUUAUGGCGGUGGGAUUCUAUGCAUUGCGACAAAGGAACAGAGCAGAGAGAGCAGCGGAAUUGAGCAAACCUUUCGCUUCAUGGAAAACUGGAGGUAAAGAUUCUGAUGGAAUACCGCAACUGAAAGGCGCGAGAUGGUUUUCUUUCGAUGAGCUAAAGAAGAGUUCCAAUAACUUCUCAGAAAUCAAUGAAAUUGGAUCUGGAGGAUAUGGGAAGGUAUAUAAAGGAAUGCUACCAAAUGGGCAGUUGGUAGCAAUCAAAAGAGCACAACAAGGAUCAAUGCAAGGUGGUCUUGAGUUCAAGACAGAGAUUGAAUUACUCUCUAGAGUUCAUCACAAGAACCUUGUGGGGCUUGCAGGCUUUUGCUUUGAGCAUGGCGAACAAAUGCUUGUCUAUGAGUUCAUCCCAAAUGGAACACUCAGAGAGAGCUUGUCUGGAAGGAGUUGCAUUCAGCUUGACUGGAUAAGAAGGUUGAAGAUUGCUCUUGGCUCAGCCAAAGGAUUGGCUUACCUUCAUGAACUGGCUAAUCCUCCAAUAAUCCACAGAGAUAUUAAGUCCACCAACAUCCUCUUGGAUGAGAACCUGAAUGCAAAAGUUGCAGAUUUUGGCCUCUCAAAACUAGUAUCAGACAUUGAAAAGGGACAUGUUUCCACUCAAGUCAAAGGCACAUUGGGAUAUCUGGAUCCAGAGUAUUACAUGACUCAGCAGCUGACAGCCAAGAGUGAUGUUUAUAGCUUCGGAGUUGUAAUGCUAGAGCUCAUAACUGCAAGGCAACCCAUAGAGAAGGGCAAGUAUAUUGUCCGAGAAGUGAGAAUAGUAAUGGAUAAAUACGACGAUGAAUAUUGCGGUAUGAGAGACAUGAUGGACCCGAUAAUUAGGAACUCCGGAAAUCUGUUCAGCUUCAGAAGGUAUUUAGAGUUGGCCAUGCAAUGUGUGGAGGAAUCAGCUGCAGAACGGCCUACGAUGAAUGAAGUGGUGAAAACAAUAGAGGCGAUAUUGCAGAGUAACGGAAUCAACUCAAACACCCUUAAUUCUGUACCUCCAUCUGCUACUGAUUUCGGAAAAGUGGGCGAUGAUGCUCCUCUCCAUCCAUAUGAUGGUUCACUGCCAAAGAAGGAGCUGAGUAGCAAUGCUUUUGCAUAUAGUGGCGGUUACACAAUACCGGCAACAGUUGAACCUAAGUAGCAAGCAUGCAAGACACUGAUUCUUUCACCUUAUUUGUUUUGUAUUUAUGUAUUAUGUUGUUUGAUACAUACCUGUUGAGGUGCAUACUUUUAGCACAAUACUAAUGGUGACUGUAAUUCUUAAACCUUUAAGCAA